Molecule: messenger RNA, 840 nt
Organism: Phragmites australis (common reed)
Lineage: Eukaryota; Viridiplantae; Streptophyta; Magnoliopsida; Poales; Poaceae
Product: small ribosomal subunit protein uS8z/uS8w-like
Exons: 4
Coding region: 148-540 (130 amino acids)
Biological process (GO): translation
Cellular component (GO): cytosolic small ribosomal subunit; ribosome
Molecular function (GO): structural constituent of ribosome
Source: RefSeq, a predicted model, not a curated record
CGCACGAGUAAAACCCUAGAUCCCACUCGGCCGCCACCCUCAAGUCUCCAACUCCUACGGCCUUCCCUCCUCCGACCGCCGCCGCCCUCAACCUUCGUCGAGCUCCAAGCCCGGCCGCCGCCACCUCCGAAGUCCACCCGGAAGAAAAUGGUGAGAGUUAGUGUGCUAAACGAUGCCCUUAAGAGCAUGUACAAUGCUGAGAAGCGCGGCAAGCGCCAAGUGCUGAUCAGACCAUCAUCAAAGGUCAUAAUCAAGUUCCUGAUCGUCAUGCAAAAGCAUGGAUACAUCGGUGAAUUUGAGUUUGUUGAUGAUCACCGUUCAGGCAAGAUUGUUGUUGAACUCAAUGGGAGACUGAACAAGUGUGGCGUGAUAAGCCCACGCUUUGAUGUUGGGGUGAAGGAAAUCGAGUCCUGGACCGCGCGGCUGCUUCCCUCACGUCAGUUUGGCUACAUUGUUCUCACCACGUCUGCUGGCAUCAUGGACCAUGAGGAGGCUAGGAGGAAGAAUGUUGGAGGGAAGGUCCUUGGCUUCUUUUACUAGAGGAUCCCUCAUCCAGUUAUUAGAUUAUCCCAGCAACUGUUAAGUGAGAGAGCUGUAGUUUCGUAGCUGCGUAGAAGCUAAAAACCUGCUGAAUCACUUAUGUCUGCAUUACCUCUUUCUGGAUUGUGAGUCUUGGUGCUUGGUCACCGACUACCAGGUUGCCCCCAUUUUGGCCCUUGCAUCAGUCGAACUAAAGCUGCUGUGUACUGCCGUAUGUUGGUUCUGAAUUCUGAUGCUCCUGCAUACUACAAUUAACUCGCAAGAAAAUGCCCGAAAGCUGUUCUAUUGUGUUGUCUGAAA